UAAUACUGCACAAUUACCAAUAUUAAAAACAUAAAACUUGUCCGAUCAAUGUGACCAAGAAAUAAAAUAACAAGUGAAACAAAAAUAGAUAUAAUACCGGGAUUUUAACUAACAACAGGGAUUUUUUUUUCUAGAAAAUCCAAGAACAAGAAAAAACCCAUGGAAUGUGACUGAAAUAAAUGUAAAUAUCUGGGAAUAAAUAAUUACUGGAGAGGAGAUAUUAAAUGUACACUGGUAAAGUGCUACUGAGUUUUGACAUCUGAGGGCAGCUGACUAUUUCAUUAAUAAGGACAUAAGCACCGAGACCAAUAUUCAGAUAGAUCAAUACAUGUGCUAACACAAGAAAAGGUAAUUAUUGGCUAUGAUCUGGUGACUGACUUGUCCAGUCGAAGAUCAGUGAAAGAAUAUUGGCAUAUAUGCCACAGGACUGGACUGAAACUGUAUUUUCAAAGGAAAGUUGAACUGUUUUCACAUCUUCACAGGACAGUUAUAUAUUUUUCAAAGGAUUGGAUAAACAAGUAUAUUUUAAAUAUUUUUCACAGGACUGGAAGUACCCCAUUAAUACUUUUCACAGCAUCAAUAUAGACUUCCUCAGCAGACUGACUGCAUAUACAGACUCGUUUUGUGUACAAAAGAUACCACCUUUUUGGAGAAAAUGGAGGAGAUAGGGAAACAGUUUACAGGAACCUGGGUUCACACUCAGGAUGACCUACUUCCGAACUUUUUUGAUGCUGUUGGGGCCUCUGAAGAAGAGAAGCAGUACAUGUUGGGCAGUACACCAAAGUUGUCAUUUACUGUCGAUGGUGACCACGUCAAGACGGAAAAUUCUCCCUACCCUAUCACCAAGCCAGAAGAAAAUGCAAAAUGUGACUUCAAACUGAAUGAGGAAUUCACGUUUGAACAUAAAGGAUUUGUAUUAAAGAUUACAGUAGAUUGGAAAGAUGGACAAUUGAUUCAGAAUAUAACUCCAGUCGACAGCCAUAUUUGUCCACAUAUUAUAGAACUUCAUAUCAAUAACAGGGGACAACUCAUCCAGGUAUACAAACUUACAGAUGCAAAUGGAAAAGAAGUGAAAGGAACAAGAACGUUCCGCAAGGAGGACCAGGAAUCAUGACACGCAUUACAAUCAUAAAGACUUCGAUGAUUGUCUUCUGUUUCUUUAUUUGCAAAAAAAAGCCCAUAAAGAAAUUGCGUCCAAUCUGACAAUUGUAUAUCAGCGCUAAUUUCCAUGUGUGAUCAUAUAGUCCAAUUCCAUACCGUGUUGCAUCAGUUCUCCUUUUUGUUUCUCAUUCGGAUUCCUUGCUAAAUAAAUUAUUUAACAACACUGAUUUUCUGCAAUAUUAUCAGAAUGACAAGUACUAAAAUUUUCUUUUACAUAUUUGUUUCUUCUUUGCAAACAAAGGGUUCUAUUUUGGUCCCCUGGUAAAAUGUCUUUGGACUCAGUCCAACAACUGAUCAAAGAGAAUGGAAAACAAAGUACAGCACCCUUGAAGUUUCAAGAAGUAACUUGUUCAUCUCAUUAAUAUUCAUAAAUUGUUAAAAAAACAAUCAAAACAAAAUACAAACAAGAAUACAUGGUAUUCAACUUGAAAUGUUAAGCUGCACAUAUAAUUUAUAAGAUAUAUAUUAUAUUAUUACUGGUAUAUGAUACAUAUAAAAUAAAAUUUCUUUUUCUGCCGCUGCAAUUAGCAAAUCAAUCCUCUAUCUAACAAUUAACCUAACUUUAAUAUUGUUGCUCCUUUUAACAUAUGGUUUGAAAAAUAAUGAUGUUUUUGGUUUAUAUAGUUCUUACAAAUUUGUAAUGAUUCCUUUUGUUUGUUUUUUUUCUGUUUCUUCCAUGUAUAUUACUUGUAAUAAAGAAAACUUGAAAUCU
Molecule: messenger RNA, 1873 nt
Organism: Mercenaria mercenaria
Lineage: Eukaryota; Metazoa; Mollusca; Bivalvia; Venerida; Veneridae
Exons: 5
Coding region: 656-1114 (152 amino acids)
Source: RefSeq, a predicted model, not a curated record